AUGAGCACAUAUCCACCUGGAUACCGUAUUGCGCUGGCUGUCGGCCUGAGUGGCGCAGCAUGGCUGUCUGGCAACAUUGCUGCUCUCAGUCUAAUCGCCGUCCCAGCAUUGGCCAAUGCUCGAGAGGAGAAGUCAGUACCGCCAGGUACAGUCGUCAAGUUGUGGAAUAAAAUCUAUGAUGCCGGCAAGUCCCAGAAUCCGCCGGUUGCGGCUAUCACGGCGGCCGCAUUCCUCUACCUCGCCUGGUCCGUCCACCCCGGCGUCCCCACGACGUACAAUCUGGCUGGGCUUUAUACCACGGCUGCUGUUUUGACUGUGAGCAUUGUGCCGUACACUAUCCUCACGAUGCGACCAACCAACAAUGCCCUUAUCAAGCUGGCCAAAUCCCGAGGCGAGCUGACAGCCACUGAAGUGGCUCAGAGCAACGAUCUUCUCGGCCGAUGGGUGGUGUUGAAUGGCAUCCGGAGUCUCCUGCCCCUGGUUGGUGGGGUGGUGGCCAUCACAGCGGCUUUCUUUUAG
Molecule: messenger RNA, 519 nt
Organism: Aspergillus welwitschiae
Lineage: Eukaryota; Fungi; Ascomycota; Eurotiomycetes; Eurotiales; Aspergillaceae
Product: DUF1772 domain-containing protein
Exons: 2
Coding region: 1-519 (172 amino acids)
Source: RefSeq, a predicted model, not a curated record